Molecule: messenger RNA, 1661 nt
Organism: Aureobasidium subglaciale EXF-2481
Lineage: Eukaryota; Fungi; Ascomycota; Dothideomycetes; Dothideales; Saccotheciaceae
Exons: 1
Coding region: 157-1557 (466 amino acids)
Biological process (GO): molybdate ion transport
Molecular function (GO): molybdate ion transmembrane transporter activity
Source: RefSeq, a predicted model, not a curated record
CGGCACGAGACCUACGUGGCUGGAUCACGGGCCUUUGUGCUGGAAAUCGAUUUUGCGGCCUACUCCUACAACAUCCUUUGCAUCUCUCGAGCAUUUCACUAAGCGUUUCUGCUUUGCAUCGAAUACCUAUCAUUAAAUCAUAAUACUGCCAUCAUGAUGGCGUCUUUCUACUCACGUCUGGCGAACGUGAAUAAACACAACCUACGAACACUACGAGCACAACCUCUCAACGAACUUUCGGGAGCUCUGGGAGAUUUGGGCACUCUACUUCCUCUGCUUAUUGCUCUCACCUUGACGGACAGCAUAUCGCUAUCUGCUACUUUGGUCUUCUCUGGAAUCGCGAAUAUAGCAACUGGAGCCGCAUUUGGUAUACCGCUUCCUGUGCAACCUAUGAAAGCCAUCGCGGCUAUCGCCAUCAGCCAGUCGUAUACGAAGACCGAGAAUAUUUCUGCAGGCCUGUUUGUAGGAGGUGUCGUGACACUCUUGAGUCUCUCAGGUCUGUUGAAGUGGUUCGGCCGGGUAGUACCCAUACCGGUUGUCAGAGGUAUCCAGAUGGGAGCUGGUCUCGCUCUGGUCAUCUCAGCAGGUGGAGGUCUGCUAAAGCCGCUCGGAUGGAUUAGUCCGAGCUGGUCAGACAACUGGCUGUGGGCGAUGGCUGCAUUUGUCUUUCUCCUCUUAUCAUCCUUGGUUUCUCGAGUGCCUUAUGCUCUGCUUGUCUUUCUUCUCGGCCUCACGCUUGGAGGCAUUCAGCUCGCAAGUUCGCACUCACCACAAGAACGUUCUGGUUUCCACACCUGGCACCCGCGCACCUACAUACCGUCGCCUUCGGACUUCUACAAAGGCGCCUUUGAAGCUGGUCUCCCGCAAUUACCUCUCACGACAUUGAAUAGCAUUUUGGCUGUCACAUCACUCUCAGCAUCACUAUUCCCUUCUUACCCUCCCACACCAUCCAACACUGAGAUCGGUCUAUCAGUUGGCAUCGCGAACCUUGUUGGUUGCUGGUUCGGCGCCAUGCCCGUAUGUCACGGUAGCGGAGGUCUAGCAGGCCAAUACAGAUUCGGUGCCCGCAGCGGCGCCAGCAUAAUAAUCCUCGGCCUAGUAAAGCUCAUCCUUGGCCUCACAGCUGGAGAAUCCAUCAUCCCUCUCCUCCAACGCUUUCCAAAAAGCUUACUCGGAGUCAUGGUCCUAGCAGCCGGUGUCGAACUAGCAAAAGUAGGACAAUCCCUCGAUGAUGUGCGAGAUCUGUGGGAAGAGACGGAACAGGAGAAUGAGGAUGCUGCAGAUAAGAGACGCAAGCUCAAUGAGCAGGAGAAAAGGAAUCGCUGGGCGGUCAUGCUGGUCACAGUGGCAGGUUGUUUGGCGUUCAAGAACGAUGCUGUUGGUUUCAUUGCUGGUAUGGUUUGGCAUUGGGGACUCAAGGCUUCAGAGUGGGUUCAGCAGAGACAGGAGAGAGGCCAAAGACGACUGACGCGAUUCUUUACUACACGCGAGUACCAGGAAGGUGAAGAUGCACCUCUCUUGCAAAGUCGUGAUGCAGUUGAGGGUCGGAUUGCAUAGUUUACUGAGCAUUGAGAAUAGCUUAUGACUGCCGAGCAUCGGAAACAGCCUAUGACUGAAGAGUAUAAAUCAAACUAUCGGAGUAUUCAAGGAGAUCAAGCAAC